GGCGAGUCGGGAUUGGCUCUUGCUUCGCUAAUCAGGGUGAGGUGGAGCUUGACUCCUGACAACUUUCCGCCAAAUAAGCCAGGGUUGAGAUUACGGGCAUCCGGCGAGGAGGUCAAGAGACAUUGUCUCGCUCCAUCCUCCGUUUCAAGGCACCACAGCAUCUACGUUGCGCUGUUCUUCGACGCAGACUGUACAUGAAGCGCAGCGAAUGCGUUUCCUGAGCUUCCGCCGCCAUCGUCCGGAUUGUCCCGUCUCCGCACCCAUGACUCGCAACGCGAAGCGCAAAGCGGAGGAUCCGGCUCCGGGCGACGAGAUCGCACGUCGCAUUGCAGCCGAAUGUCUGCUGUCAGCACAACACAUCAUCAAGCAAGAGUCGCCGGAUGGAGACAAUCCUACAGCCAUAACAGCUCCUCACGUUGCAGGCGCUGCAGCUGAUGAUACCGUUUCGGAGGCUCAGAGCGAGACUUCGGAAGUGAAUGCAGGCAAACAUGUACUCAAUCACGGAGCUUUCAAGGCUUGCAUGCACGUCAUUGCGGAAUAUAAACGGAAGGACGAUAUCUACAAGCUUGCGUCGAAGGAGCUAGUGCAGCAUGCGAGCACAUCAGCUGCAGCAGCAUCCGCGACACAGGAAGCUCUGCGCUCAGGCGACAUCUCGGAGGCAAAAUCGCGCCCUUUGAUAGAAAGGGUUGCUCGCCCAUUGCGUCGGGAGCAUGCUGUGGCAGCGGCCUCUGGUAUCAGCAGCGAGUCUGCUCUUCGCCGCACCCUGACUGUGUUUGUGAAAGCCUUGCCGCCCGAGGUCCGCCAAUCUUUACCGAAGGUGUUGCUCGAGGUCCAAGCCAAAACAAGCACCCAGGUACGGAACAAUGGAUGAUUGAAUCGCUCGUAGGUGCAUUACCAGCACAGUCUGG
Molecule: messenger RNA, 908 nt
Organism: Baudoinia panamericana UAMH 10762
Lineage: Eukaryota; Fungi; Ascomycota; Dothideomycetes; Mycosphaerellales; Teratosphaeriaceae
Exons: 2
Coding region: 209-871 (220 amino acids)
Source: RefSeq, a predicted model, not a curated record